Molecule: messenger RNA, 3901 nt
Organism: Chinchilla lanigera (long-tailed chinchilla)
Lineage: Eukaryota; Metazoa; Chordata; Mammalia; Rodentia; Chinchillidae
Gene: Slco2a1
Product: solute carrier organic anion transporter family, member 2A1
Exons: 14
Coding region: 18-1952 (644 amino acids)
Biological process (GO): transmembrane transport; prostaglandin transport; sodium-independent organic anion transport
Cellular component (GO): membrane
Molecular function (GO): prostaglandin transmembrane transporter activity; protein binding
Source: RefSeq, a predicted model, not a curated record
GCCGCGCCGCCGCCACCAUGGGGCUCCUGCCAGGGCUGGGCGCGCGCCGGAGCAGCAGCGCCUCUGCGGGCCGCGCCGGCCGCUGCUCCCGCGCAGUCUUCGGCAACAUUAAGGUAUUUGUGCUCUGCCACGGCCUCCUGCAGCUCUGCCAGCUCCUGUAUAGCGCCUACUUCAAGAGCAGCCUCACCACCAUUGAGAAGCGCUUCGGGCUCUCCAGUUCUUCCUCGGGCCUCAUUUCCAGCUUGAACGAGAUCAGCAAUGCCAUCCUCAUCAUCUUUGUUAGCUACUUUGGCAGCCGGGUACACCGACCAAAGCUGAUCGGCAUCGGGGGUCUCCUCCUGGCUGCAGGAGCCUUUGUCCUCACCCUGCCGCACUUCCUCUCAGAGCCCUACCAGUACACCUCCGCCAGCAUCGGGAACCUUAGCCAUGUCCAGGCAGAGCUUUGCCAGAAGCAUUUGCAUAAACCAGCCCCUGGUAAGUGCCCAAACACCGUGCAGGAUGUGCAGAAGGAGACCAGCAGCAUGUGGGGCCUGAUGGUGAUCGCACAGUUGCUGGCCGGGAUCGGCACCGUGCCCAUUCAGCCGUUUGGGAUCUCCUAUGUGGACGACUUCGCAGAGCCCAACAAUUCACCCCUGUACAUCUCCAUCCUAUUUGCCAUUGCUGUGUUUGGACCGGCUUUUGGGUACCUGCUGGGCUCGGUCAUGCUGCAGAUCUUUGUGGACUAUGGCAGGAUUGACACAGCUAAAGUUAACCUGAGUCCAAGUGACCCUCGAUGGAUUGGAGCCUGGUGGCUGGGCCUGCUCAUUUCUUCAGCUUGUUUGAUUCUCACUUCUUUCCCCUUUUUCUUCUUUCCUCGCACGAUGCCCAGAGGAACAGAUGGUUCUCCUGCUACAGAGGAUGGAGCAAGAAAGAUGGAGGAGCUCAGUUCAAGAGGUUCCCUGUUGGAUUUCAUUAAAAGGUUCCCCCGCAUCUUCCUGAGGCUGCUCAUGAACCCGCUCUUCAUACUGGUGGUCCUGGCCCAGUGCACCUUCUCCUCUGUCAUCGCCGGCCUCUCCACGUUCCUCAACAAGUUCCUAGAGAAGCAGUAUGGCGCCUCCGCAGCCUAUGCCAACUUUCUCAUUGGUGCUGUAAACCUCCCUGCUGCAGCCCUGGGGAUGCUGUUUGGAGGAAUCCUCAUGAAGCGUUUUGUUUUUCCUCUGCAAACCAUGCCCCGAGUGGCUGCCACCAUCAUCACCAUCUCCAUGCUCCUCUGCAUCCCUCUGUUCUUCAUGGGCUGCUCCACUCCGGCUGUGGCCGAGGUCUACCCUCCCAGCACAUCAAGUUCUAUACAUCCACAGCCUGCCGCCUGCCGCAGGGACUGCUCAUGCCCGGAUUCCAUCUUCCACCCUGUCUGCGGAGACAAUGGAAUUGAGUAUCUCUCUCCUUGUCAUGCCGGCUGCAGCGGCAUCAACGUGAGCUCUACUGGCUCCAAGCACUUGGUCUAUUUGAACUGCAGCUGUGUGUCCACGAAGUCUGCCUCGGCAAAGACGGGAUCGUGCCCCAUCCCUUGUGCCCGCUUCCUGCUCCCCACCAUCUUCCUCAUCUCCUUCGCAGCCCUGAUAGCCUGUGUCUCCCACAACCCCCUCUACAUGAUGGUUCUGCGUGUGGUGAAUCAGGAGGAAAAGUCAUUUGCCAUCGGGGUCCAGUUCUUGCUCAUGCGCUUGCUGGCCUGGCUGCCUUCUCCGGCCCUCUACGGCCUCGCCAUCGACUACUCCUGCAUCUGGUGGAGCUCGAAGUGCUCGGGGAGGCGAGGGGCCUGUGUCUACUAUGACAAUGAUGCUCUCCGGGACAGGUACCUGGGCCUGCAGAUGGGCUACAAGGCACUGGGCGUGGUGCUGCUUUUCUUUAUCAGCUGGAAGGUGAAGAGGAACCGAGAGUACAAUGUGCAGGAGAAGGCUUUGGACCUCAUCUGACCCUCUCCUGGCCAUCACCCUGCUCCGCGUGAACCCUGCCUCCUCCACACCCGCCUGUACCCAUCAAUGUUAAUGCGUCUGUUCCUUUUUGUUUUUAAAAUAAGAAAGAAAACCCCAGUCACCAUCUGCCUUUCCUGAUCCUCUUCCCACAGUCUCCUCCCCGUGGUUCCUGAAGGCUGAUGUCUGUCUGAGUUGAGGGGGUUCACAGGUGGAGGGCCCCGUCUUCCCCGGCUCCCUGGACGGGGUCCCCAUAUGCCCAAGCUGUCCUUACUACUGGGGCUCCAAACAAGGAUGCCCAUGGAGGCAGCCCUGAUGCUGACCAACCCUGGAGUUGGGCGCUAAAUGGAGUAAGAGGGAAAGGAUGCCCACUCCUUGUCAGGCAGCCAGGCGCUCCUGUCUGCCCACACCCUGCAGAGAACAGAGUCAGAGGAAGAAGGGAAGGCUGAGUCAUUCGUAGCUAGAGCUGGGCUCCGGGAGGAGGAACCAGCCGUAGCACUUGUUGCAUCUGGAUUCGCACAGCAUGGAAUUCAGGAGGGGGUGGCUCCCUUUGCCCUCAGAUACUCCUUCCUGACCCCCAGAAGCCUCGGAAAGCUGCAGAGUCAGAAGCACAGCCCUACGUCUGUUACCCAGGCUCUGGCACCACAGCGAGAACUGAAAAAUCCUGAGGUGGAACAUCCAAGUGCUAACCCGUGAACCCAAGACCUUUCUCUCCUUAAACCCGCAUGUGCUGAUCUUCCUCUUCCUGGGGCUACAUGUCACCCUGAGAAAGCCACAUUCAGUGAAGACCUGGGAGGACCUGUGAAAUGCGAUGCCAAAUCUCUCACCUCACGGUGAGACCCUCUUCAUCUCAGAGCCCUGGGAAGGUGCCCCCCUCCAUUUCCCUGUGACCAGAGCAGGUGGCUGCACGUGGACUCCCCCGUACGCUCCAGCCUGUGCACAGAGGACUGAAGAGGGGUUGCCUGAGAUGCCAGGAAACACAAAAGGAAGCAGAGAGAUGUCAGCUGUGACCACCUGGAUGGCAGGCUGCAGCGCACUACAAAGAGGCCAGCAAGGCUGACUCUCUGAGCUCUGAACACACCCUACUCAUCAACACUUUCUCGGCCUCUUCUCGCUGCCUCCAGAGAGGUGGACACCCUCUGUGAACCGGGGCUAGGAGACACUGCUGCUAUGUGGUAAAGGUUCAGAGAUAGAAGCCAACAAAAGACACCUUUCCUCAGCCAUUCUUCUGCUUAUUGCAGACCACCUUUGUGCUCAGCCAUGCCCAUAUGUGGUUAUCCAGAGAGCUCCCCUCACAUCUUACCUCACCUCCCUCCGCUGACACGAGGGCUUCCCAGACUGUGCUUGGUGAGCAGUGUGGACAGUGAGGGGCAGAGGACGACACAUGCUUUUCAAGCACAAGUAUCCAAAGACUGGCAGAAAGGAUCCUGACUGACCAUGAGUGGCCCCACCAGGCUGACUCCUUUAUGCAUCAGAAUCCUGGCUCACUGUGUCCACUGGAGCGGCUGGGCCUGGUCACUGCAAUGUGUGAUUCUUGAGUGCCACUCCCCCUGGGAGACCCCCCUCCUCAAGAACACUGUCGAAGCCACCUUAUAAGGUAACAGGCCCAAAAGUUACGUCAGCGGCCAAACUGCUGUGCGUCUGGAAGUCUGUGGAAACCGCUCUCUGGACAGCCUUCUGCUCAAAGCCUGUUUCCAGGCAGCUCCGUGGGGAAGGAGCUCCAGCCACCUCAGGGGCCACUCUCAGCAUCUGCAAUGGGCCUGUUUGGAAAACAAUUCUCUGCCACUAACCCUGGUCCUUCUUACUGCAGUUUAACCAAAUCCUGAAGGCACUGACUUCCACUGAGCUCAUGAACAACGAAUGCCAGCCUCCAGGCUCUGGAAGCUUGGUUGCCCUCCCAAACCUUUAUUCUAUUAUAUUGCUAUUAAUAUAUUAUAAUUUUGCUACUGAUA